Molecule: messenger RNA, 996 nt
Organism: Vicia faba (fava bean)
Lineage: Eukaryota; Viridiplantae; Streptophyta; Magnoliopsida; Fabales; Fabaceae
Source: the annotation of a GenBank genome assembly
AUGGGAAGACACUCUUGCUGCUACAAGCAGAAACUUAGGAAGGGACUAUGGUCACCAGAAGAAGAUGAAAAAUUACUAAGGCAUAUAACAAAAUAUGGGCAUGGAUGUUGGAGUUCUGUACCUAAACAAGCAGGUUUGCAAAGAUGUGGUAAGAGUUGCAGACUUAGAUGGAUUAAUUACUUAAGACCUGAUUUAAAAAGAGGAACGUUUUCACAAGAGGAAGAGAAUCUCAUUGUUGAACUUCAUGCCGUAUUAGGCAAUAGAUGGUCUCAAAUUGCGGCGCAAUUGCCGGGGAGGACUGACAAUGAAAUAAAGAAUUUAUGGAACUCUUGUUUGAAGAAGAAACUGCGGCAGAAAGAUGAGCAGAGAACAUCAUCUUCCAUUUCACCCAAAGAAUAUGCAGUCGAAAUGGAAGGCUCUUGCAACAAAGAGUUUUUCAUUGACAGGUUCAUCACUUCCAACUCUCAUCACACUGAUUUGUUGGGGAGUUAUCCUAUUCCGAUGAGUUACGCCAACAAUGAAAAUGAUGGUAGCCAUUGGUUUAACCAAUCUGGAAAAACUUUUGAGAUGAAAUAUUCUGAUCACUUUCAUUUCAGUUCUGCUACAGCACCAGCAGCAACAACUAUGUUUCUUCCUAACUCCUUUUGCUGCAACAACUCCCUCGAUAUUCCUCCGUCUCAUAAUGUUUCUACCGAGAUAAACUUGCAAAACAACAAUUUUUCUUGGGGAGGGUUGAUGGAAAGUCAUCAUCAUACAGAAGAAGCAAAGUGGGAUGAUACUACUACUACUACUAAUAAUAAUUACUUUCACAAUCCGAUUUUAAUGUUGGCUUCUGAAUCGUUAUGCAAUGAGAUCAAGCCGCAAAUGAAUUUAGUACCCGAUGAUUUCGGGACUAUUUUGCCUCCUACAAAGCAAGAACAGUCGCAUACACAACAAAAUUCUAAUAUCUUUUCUAAGGAUAUUCAGAAACUCCGAGAAGCUUUCGGAGAAAUGUGA